Selaginella moellendorffii is the source of this 1206-nucleotide messenger RNA. RefSeq names its product GDSL esterase/lipase 6. Bases 1 to 1206 code for a protein of 401 amino acids. Gene Ontology annotation, molecular function: hydrolase activity, acting on ester bonds. The transcript has 2 exons. The record is from RefSeq and is a predicted model, not a curated record. NCBI's taxonomy places the organism in Eukaryota, Viridiplantae, Streptophyta, Lycopodiopsida, Selaginellales, Selaginellaceae.
AUGGCACUUGAAUCCACCAAGUUCUUCCCAGCAGCGGUGCUUCUCAUCGCGAUCAUCGCCUCCUUAGCUUCAGCGCAGUACAAUUUGCCCAGCGUUCCAGCCCUGUUCAUCCUCGGAGAUGGCACCGUCGAUGCUGGAACCAACACGUAUGUGAACUCUACGUACCAAGCCAGCGUUUCUCCAUACGGCGAGACGUUCUUCGGCCACGCUGCUGGACGUUUUACCAAUGGCCGGACGCUGGCGGAUUUCCUGGCGCAGUCCCUCGGCCUUCCUCUCGUCCCGCCUUUCGUCCAGCCGCUGGGAGAUCACAGGCACGGCGCGAACUUUGCCUCGGCUGGGAGUGGCCUGCUCGAUUCAACCGGUACUUCCAGAGGAGUCGUGAGCUUCAAGAAGCAGCUCCAGCAGCUGUCAAGUGUGAUGGAGGUUUUCAAGUGGAGAGGCAAGAGCAACGCCGAGACGAUGCUGAGCGAGUCCGUGUUCGUCAUUUCCACUGGUGCCGAUGAUAUUGCCAACUACAUUUCACAACCGUCGAUGAAGAUUCCCGAGCAGCAGUUUGUCCAGAGCUUGAUCGCCACCUACAAGUCAGGCAUCGAGGUAAGUGUCAAGUUUCUGGAGUUUUCUUUCCUCAAACCGUUUGGUGCUUUGCAGACGCUGUAUAACCAUGGAGCACGAAAGAUAGUGGUGGUGGAACUUGGACCCGUGGGUUGCUUCCCGCAGUCAAAGCUAGCCGCAUCUCGUUCGAGCCAGGGAUUCAGGCGUUUCGACUGCUUGGAGGCAGCAAACACCUUGGCCAAGGACGUGAACGCCGGACUUGACGAUCUCGCCAAGACCCUGUCAUCGCAACUCACGGGAAUUCAGCUGAUUGUUCUCAAGCCGUAUGAUCUCUUGAUGAGCACAAUACGCGUACCUAGAGCUUCUGGAUUCGUGAACAGUGUGGAUGCGUGCUGUGGAGCUGGCCCUUUCAACGCUGCCGAGUCUUGUGCCGAUUCCUACACACAGAGGACGUCUGAGUACCAGCCCUUUUUGUGUCCAAACCCGGCAACUUACAUGUUUUUCGAUGCUGCUCACUUCAGCGAGGCUGCCUACUUGAUGAUGUUUAAGAACUUUUGGCACGGAGACCAGAGCGUCGCUACCCCGUUCAACCUCAAGGACUUGUUUGCAGGCAAUGCUGUUCCAUUCCCACCUCUGCCACCAAGAUUUACUUAG